AUGGCAGUGGCCUUUUUCAGCAGGAUAAUGCCCCCUGCCAAACUGCAAAAUAUCUUCAGGAAUGGUUUGAGGAACAUGACAAAGAGUUCAAAUUGUUGCACAGCCCAUCCAAUUUCCCAAGAUCUCAAUCUGAUUGAGCAUGUGUGGGAUGUGCUGGGAAAAACAAAUCAGAUCCAUGAAGAUCCCACCUCGCAACUUAGAGGACUUAAAGGAUCUGUUGCCUUGGUGCAAGAUACCAGACGACACGUUCAACGGUCUUUCAGACUCCAUGCAUCGACAGACAUGUUAUAUCAUAUUCUUUUGCUGUUGGUGGUUUUGGUGUCAGUGGAGCAUGAAUCCUUUGCAGCACUAGUAAAUGAGGAGCUCACCCACUCAAACACCAUCAGAGAUGUCAAGACGACCCAGAACCUCACCAGGACCAACUUUGAACAUUUGGAGAAACUGAGGAACAGAUCCAGUUAUGUUGCAAGGAGCUGUAAAGAGAUCAGGGACCGAUAUAAUGCACAUGAAGAUGGGUUGUACUACCUGACAACUGCUAACGGCAUGGUCUAUCAGACUUUCUGUGAUAUGACUACUGCGGGAGGCGGCUGGACUCUGGUGGCAAGUGUCCAUGAGAACAGCGUUUAUGGAAAAUGCACAGUGGGCGACCGCUGGUCCAGCCAACAGGGCAACAAUGCUAACAUGCCAGAUGGAGAUGGGAACUGGUCCAAUAGAAACACCUUUGGAACAGCAGAGAGCGCCACUUCAGAUGAUUUUAAGAAUCCAGGUUACUAUGAUAUAGUAGCAGAAGACAUGUCUGUGUGGCACGUUCCCAACACCUUCCCACUGGAGCACUGGAGCCUGGCAGCCAUCCUCCGCUACCACACUAACAACCGCUUCCUUCGUCUGUACGGGGGGAACCUCUUUAAGCUCUUCACGCAAUAUCCAGUGAGAUACAACAUUGGCUCGUGCAGCAACAGAGGGCCAGCUAUUCCCAUUGUGUAUGAUCAUGGAGACAGAGAGUCCACCAGAAACUUAUAUGGACCCAACCCAAGAAGGGAGUUUGAAGCAGGUUUCAUCUCCUUCAGAGCAAUAAACAAUGAACGUGCAGCCAUGGCUAUCUGCUCUGGGGUUAAACCAACUGGAUGCAACACUGAACAUUACUGCAUAGGAGGAGGUGGAUACUUCCCUCAACUCCCCCCUCAUCAGUGUGGGGACUUCCCCUCAUUUGACUAUGACAGACUGGGAUAUUCACAGGGUUGGAGCGCCUCCAAAGAGAUGACUGAGGCGGCUGUUUUACUCUUCUACCGCUGAUGGCCAAACUACAUCAUAGCUGUCUGAAAAUUUAAUUUUUAAC
Molecule: messenger RNA, 1336 nt
Organism: Scomber japonicus (chub mackerel)
Lineage: Eukaryota; Metazoa; Chordata; Actinopteri; Scombriformes; Scombridae
Product: intelectin-like
Exons: 8
Coding region: 1-1293 (430 amino acids)
Molecular function (GO): oligosaccharide binding
Source: RefSeq, a predicted model, not a curated record